UACUUUUUCUGCAUUUCAGUAAUGGGAAUAUUUAUUAUUAUCUUUUUUAUUAUUAUUUUGAUUGACGUUUUAUUCCAGAUUUAAAUAUUCCCAAUUUUCUAUUUAAAAUUGUCUAUUUUUAGGACCCUUAAGUUUCAUACAAACUAAUAAAAAUAUAUUUUUCAUUAUGGUAAACAUAUUUUGGAGGGAAAAUAUGCAAAUUAAAUAGGUUUUCAAAUUUAGGAUUGAUUUUCAUUCUUUUGAUUUGCCGUUGAAUUAUGACUUGUACGUUUCCUUACAGAUUUUGUGAGAUUUAUCUGUUGUUGAAUGACUAACCUGUGCAGUAUAUUAUCUCUUUAAUAUGAUUGUAACAAAUUGCUCUUGAGUGUAACACACACAGAAAAACAGAAAGGAGUGAAAUACUAACCGAAUCUUUCAUUUUUGUUGCUGCAAAUAGCUUUUGGCUUGUACAUAUAGGAAUUCUGGACCAAUGUGAAGCUGACAGUGCAGUUUGAGUCUGGUUUAGACACUAGAGAGUCGUUUGCUGAAGGACUGCAUGGCAUUAUGGGCUUCUAGCUUGUGUUGUUAGUCCUUUGCACAGCUGUUCUUCAUUUUUAGUUUCUGUUGAAUGCUGUUCUUUUUUUUUUUCUUCCAGAAUAAUUGUAUGUAAAAACACAAUUCGCUUUAUCAUGGUACUGUAUAUUUGGCAACCAUGAAUAAAACUCCAUCUUUAAAAAUCAGCCUUGAUUUGAUUGUUUCAUUCAUAAAACAGGGCCUGUACUCACAAAACAUAUUAAAGAACAAUAUAAUACAAAAAAUAAAAAGGACAUCUUAAAAAUAAUGGGUGUGUCUAUCCUAUUUUAACUCAAUAAAACCAAAUCUGAAGCUAUCCUGAAAUGGCUGUUAUUGCAGAUAACAUCUGAAGUAAAAUUAAUUUACAUGCACAUAACAAAAACUAAUCCUGUGUUAGUUGCUUCACCACCUGUGUGCGGUUUAGAAAGCAAUUAGCAAUGCAGUAAUUAGUCUAUAUAUGAACAAGUGGACUGACCCCGGUGAUGUUUGGAAAUGUGGCUAGCAUUUAGCUUAGACAAAAGAUUGGUUAUCAUUUUAGGUCCUGAUGAUUAAAUGUUUCUAAUGCACGAGUUUUUGCUUUAAAAAGUGGUCGUUAUUCCACUGAAACUGCGAUUUUUGUGACUUGAAAUGGCGUCUAGAUCUUCUUUUGAGGAGGAUUUGUCUUGUCCUGUAUGCUGCGACUUUUUUAUAAAUCCCGUCGUUCUGUCCUGUAGUCAUAGCGUCUGUGAAGAUUGUGUGCAUCGGUUUUGGGAAGAUAAGAGACGUAAAGAGUGUCCAGUUUGUAGAAGAUCUUCAAAGGAACGUCCUCCAGUUAACUUGGCUUUGAAGAACCUGUGUGAGACCUACCAACAACAUCUGAGCCGCGGACCUUCGUCUGGAGAUGAAGGUGUCUGCGGUCUUCACAAAGAGAAGCUGAAGCUCUUCUGUCUGGACGAUCAAGAGCCCGUGUGUCUGGUGUGUCGAGACUCCAGAAAACACACCAACCACAGAUUCAGUCCUGUGGAUGAAGCCGUGAUGGACAAUAAGGAGAUUCUCAAAGAUGCUCUUGGACACUUGGAGAAGAAGCGGGGAAUAUUUGCGAGUUUUAAAGAGUGUUUUAAUGAACGUGAUGAACUCGUCAAGUUUAAUGCCCAACAUGCUGAGAGGCGGAUUAAAGCAGAGUUUGAGGAGCUUCACCGGUUUCUUCGUGAUGAAGAAGCGAUCAGAAUAACAGCACUGAGAGAGGAAGAGGAACGGAGGAGUCGGAUGAUGAGGGACAAGAUCGAGGAGACCAGCAGACAGAUCUCAUCUCUCUCUCAGACCAUCAGAGACACCGAGGAGCAGAUGAAACGCGAUGACGUUUCAUUCUUGCAGAACUUUAACUCAACAUUGCAAAGAGCUCUGUGUAACCCGCCGCUUCCAGAAGCCUUUCCUGAAGUGACGAUCAGGUUCUCAAGUCACCUGACCAACCUGAAGCUCACGGUCUUACAGAAGAUGCAGGACACUCUCGGUGAAUCCUCAUACUACUACAAGCCGUCUCCUAUUCAAUCUGAUCUGGCUGCAAUAGAGAUUUCUGACAAUCAAGAGGAAUAUAGUGAAUACGAGUGCUUCCAGAGGGAUGGAGGGAACUGUACGAAGAUAUUUGGAGGUCGACGGUCUAAUGGAGACCGACAGCAGUUUCCAGAUCCUCUAGCCCGUGCCACUGAUUUAUUCCCUGCUCCGGUCAGCACCACAGAACCGACCUUCAACCUACCCCUGAUCCACAGAGGUCCUCCUGUGUCACAGAUCCUCCGCAGCCAGAUUAUGACGAGGAUGAACUACGGAGAAAAACUAGUCGUAGGCCGCCCUCGGUUGAGAUCGAGGUUUAGGCGCACGAGCGUUCCCUCUCCACUGGAUUUGGCAUUUGGAGCUUCGACCAGUGCUUCACUCGGGGGGAAUCCUCAAGGGGACUUGAAGUUUUUGACGUUCAGGGGAGGAGACUUCAGUCUUCAAGAUAUGGUGAUCUGUGACCAUGAAGUUCAGAUUUACACGAAUAUCGACGGCAGAUAUGAAAUCCUGUACUUCUGUCCUGUACUCACAGCAUCUGUAAACAUUGCCUUCAGAGGUUUUGGGAAAAACAAGGACAUAAAGCUUGUCCACUCCAGAAAACACACCAACCACAGAUUCUGUCCCAUAGAUGAAGCUCUGACCGAUAACAAGGCUCAGGCUCAAUGCACAGAGAAGCUGAUUAAAGAAGAGUUUGAGAAACUUCACCAGCUUCUGCGUGACCAGGAAGCGAUCAGAAUUACAGCGCUGAGAGAAGAAGAGAAUCGGAAGAGUCAGAAGAUGAUCGACAGGAUCGAGGAGACCAGCAAACAGAUCGUAUAUCUCACACGCUCCAUCAGGGAUACACAGGAGCAGGUGAAAGCUGGAGAGGAUUCAUUCCUGCGGGACUUAAAGGACUCAUUGAAAAGAGUUCGGCAUGGUCUGUCGGAUCCAGAGAACGUUUCAGAAACGCUCAUCGAUGUUCCAAAACACCUGAAAAACCUCAAGUUCACCGUGUUACAGAAGAUGCAGGAAGAUAUUAAAUACACUCCGGUGACCUUGGACCCCAGCACUGCUCACAGUAAUCUCAUGGUGUCUGAUGAUCUGACCAGUGUGCGGUUCAGAGAUGAGGAAAAGCUGCUUCCUGAUAAUCCCGAGAGAUUUGACAGUUGGGAGUGUGUUCUGGCUUCAGAGGGCUUCGACUCAGGACUUCACUGCUGGGACGUUGAGGUCGGAGACCUCACAAACUGGACCUUCGGUGUGAUGACCGAAUCUGCUCGGAGGAAGGGUGACAUUCUGACAGAGAAGGGACUUUGGGUUCUUGGGUACGCUUCUGGGGAAUAUUAUGCAUUCAUUACACCAGAGCAGUCGCCUCCGCUGACGGUCAAGAAUAAACUCCAGAAAAUCAGAGUUCAGCUGAACUACGAAAAAGGAAAGCUGUCCUUCAUCGAUCCUCUCAGUAACACAUCCAUUCACACUUUUACACAGAAGUUCACUGAGAAAGUCUACCCAUGGUUUGGUCUUCGCUGUGAUGUCUGUCCUCUGUGAUCUUACCAGUCAACUGAAGAAAUCAUUUAGAGACGAAACGAGUAAAGAUGACUCCCAUUUUAACUUUAAAAUAGAAAGCAUUUGUAAAUCAGUUCACUCUGACAUGUUUUAAUGUUUGAUUCUGUGUCUUAAUCUGAACUAUUUUAAAAGGCAUCUAACACAUUUCUUAAAUUAUCAUUAUUAUACAGUUUAAUAAUAUAUAUAACAUUCUUUUUCUGUGAAGCUGCUUUGCUGCAUGUGCAUCAUGAAAAGCAA
Carassius auratus (goldfish) is the source of this 3858-nucleotide messenger RNA. Its product is annotated as E3 ubiquitin-protein ligase TRIM39. Lineage: Eukaryota; Metazoa; Chordata; Actinopteri; Cypriniformes; Cyprinidae. The record is from RefSeq and is a predicted model, not a curated record. Gene Ontology annotation, molecular function: protein binding; zinc ion binding. The transcript has 13 exons. Bases 1180 to 3603 code for a protein of 807 amino acids.